This is a messenger RNA of Schistosoma turkestanicum, 3401 nucleotides long. The record is from the annotation of a GenBank genome assembly. NCBI's taxonomy places the organism in Eukaryota, Metazoa, Platyhelminthes, Trematoda, Strigeidida, Schistosomatidae.
CUAUGUAUUACCGUGCUCUAUCACUCCGCUUGAAACAUUUAGCCGUAUAGAUUGUCUAGUAGAGACGAAGGAUGGCACGUACUACAAAAUACCUGAAUCCCUCCCACGUGUUGAGUUUUUUCCAGUGACCAACGAUAACCAACUAGGGUCUUCGAAGUUUUACAACAAAAGGAAAGAUGUCACUGACCUCAUAUUCAAUGAUGUGGCUUUCCGUGCAUUAAAAAAUGUCGUGGAAAAGUGGGGUAACACUUUAGUUCUAGUAGCUUCACAAAAAGAAAGAAACAGAUUCCUUUUCGGAAAUCCAAAUGUUCCUCGUGAUUUUUCUGCAGGUUUGUACGUAAUGCUAGAGGCGAUAGCCAAGCAAAAGUACAACGGAUUACCCACAACAAGUCAUGAUGGUUUAUUAUCUUCCGGUCUGACUACUGGGACUAUAUGGUACAUGCGCCAAAAACUCGAGAAAAUGGGCGUAAUCAAGUCUCAGCCUUAUUUAGCGAAAACAGGCAAAAAGCCAGUGAUGCCCGGUUUACUACUGCACCAUCGCAAAUAUUAUUUACAUUUUCCGUUUCCACCUGCAAUUUUUAUGGAAAAGAUAUCUCAGUUUUUGCUAAAUAAACCUGGGAACAAAUGUUUUGGGUUCGAGAUUCGCAAGUUAAUUGGGCUUAAUUCUAAAGGCAUAAAGCGGACGUUGAAAUUUGGUGUGAAACAUGGUUGGUUAAAUGUUAUCAACACGAGUUUCAGAGAUGCCUGCGCCAUACUUCUAGGUAAAAGCGAGGAUGAUGUAGAUGAUGAUGACUUGCUUGAAAUACUUCAAAAGACAAAUUGUCCAGUUGAUCCACAUCAUCGCUAUCCAUGUAUGGUAAACUUAGUAUCACUUAAGACACAAUUUAGCAUGGAGUCAUGGAUAUCCGAAUGUGGUCAAGGUGAAAAUUCUUUUGGAUUCAAGAAAUGUAAAAAAGAAGAAUAUGAUAUUGACUCUGAUGAUGCAAUAGAUGAGGACUUUGAAGCUGUUGAUUAUCAAAUGGAACUAUCCACAACAAAACUUGGAAUUCCUGAUGACAGUAUUAACGAGUUAAAAUUGGAAGAUCGCCAAUCUGCUCCCAUCUUGUGUAAUACUCAGAUAUAUAUGAAUACUUCUUGUCUCCCACCACCUAGCAAAUCUCAGUGUCUUGUCUACGCUAAAAGAUUACUUGCAUUUAUUCCUUCACUCAAUAUUGAUGAAUCCAUAACAAUUCAGAUAGUUCGUAUCCUAGUUUUGCGUGAAUACACAAUGGGUGGACUAUUGGCGAUAACGAAAACAAGUUUGAACAAUAUACGUCGUACUCUGAAAAGUUUGGUUACUAUUGGCGCGUUAAAAACAGUGAAACGGUCUAUGGAUUCCACUUUUGUUCUGUACUAUAGUCUGUUCACUGAUACUGAUAGAAUAGAAGCUCGGAAGGAUAAAUUAAUCAAAUCUACACCAGAUUCACAAAUAUUACCUACUGUUCAAACACAACGACAGAACCGCCGAACAUUCGUCCUCAAUUAUUUGUCAAAAUAUCGGAUAAUUGCUUCUGAGUACUCAUUACGUCAGUUGAUAUGGGAUCAUGAACGUUCGAUUGGUUUAAAAAUUCGUAUGGAUCGCAAAUCAUUACGUAGAAUUCUGGAUGAAUUGAUUCAAUCGAAACUGGCUACUAUAAUCAAGACGAAAUCACUGAAAGGAGACGUUACUUUUAUUUGUCAUCCAGAUGUUAAAGAAGAUGAUCCAUUAGUACUAACGGCUAUUAAAAAUAUGGAUUUAGCAGCUCUUCGUAAUUUGCCUAUACAAGAUGAGAAAUCUUUAUCUGUCAUAUUCAGUGCUGAUCAAGUUUCCAUGAUUGAAGGUGUUGAUCAUUUAUCAUCUGAGGCUAUGACUAUUGUGUUGCAUAAAGUGCCAGUAGUGCCGAAAAUGCGUCGACGUUCACUCAUUCAUGAGUAUUUAUUUUAUGUAAUAUAUGAUCUGUCUAAUAAACAGCACCCUGUCAAAAUUCAGACUGAACAUGAACCUCCAGUCUAUUUGGAUGAUGAUACUUGGCGUCGAUAUGUAGCUCCUUUAGAUCCACUAAAAGAUAUGAAUAAGGGUUGGUUUCUAAUUGGUGAAGUUUUACGUGGUAUACCAUUUGGCUUAUACUUAAAACUUACAAUUACCACAUCAUUACCACGUAUAUUAUGUCGAUGGCUUAAAUUGGAUCAUUUGUUAACCGAUUUAACAAAAGAAGAAAUUGAACACUUGGAUUCAGAAUUAACCCGUUUUCAGCAUACCAACAUGUUACAUCAAAAAGAUAUACCACCUAAAGAAUUGUUACGAUAUCCGUUAAGAUAUGUUGAAUUACCUGGUGGAUCGAGAGGUCCCCUUAAUGAUUGGUUAUUAUCUGCUAAAAAACUCAGAUCAAUAUGUUCAGUGAUUGAAGAUCUGUCCGGUGUUGCUGGUCUAAUUUCUAUGCAAAAGAAAAAUACUUCACAAGCUAAAACAAGUAUGCUUGGUUUUCUGCAUCGUCAAGCAAGUUUACUAGAUACUCGUUCUGCUCUGCCAGCCUAUCAGAUUUUGACUAGUUUGUCGAAUACCAAUGUGAUACACUUUGAUUUUCAAUCUUCUGUAGAUGUUGCUAGUUAUUGGUUGACAAGUGAAGCGAUUGCACGCAGUUCUCCUCUUGGUCAUAAUUCAGUCAAGGAUGAAAUAGAUUUAGAACAUGUGCCACCAAUAGUACCAAAAGUUUCUUCUGAGCCGGUAGACGAUGGCUCUUUGAAUUUUCCGCAGUGGCCGGAAGAUAUUAUGUCUAAGUUUAGAACUAUUUUAGCUGAUGGCACAGAAGUAUACCCGUGUGGUGCCUGUGGAUAUCAUCCAUCUGACUGUACUUAUAAUAUACGGAAUUGGGGUGCCACGCGUCACAAUAAAUCUAGGCGCAAAGGAGAUGUUGACGGAAUUUUAAAUCUUUUGGAUGAAUUAACUGGCUUGGAUGAUGCCUAUGGAUUUGUUACUCCAAGUGAUGAACUUUUCUGGCGUUGGCUUCCCAGCUUAUUUGCUGAUCUCAAUGUACCUUCUGUUUUACAACCUGUGGAUACACCACUGCUGAUAACUAGACAGUCGAAUAGUGGUCCUUCUUCAAGGAAUACUCGUUUUCGUUUCUCUGAGAAAGAUAUGAAUAAGAAGAAUGAUGUACAAGAAGGUAUUCGUUUAUCUCGUGGUUAUAAACAAAGAACUGAAGCUCGCGAUACUGACAGCAUCUUAAAAGAUAUAUGUCAGCAAAAUGCUCUGGAUGCAUCAGGAAAUAUUGGGAGUAUAAGUCAAAAUUUAUCAGAACGGUUAUCAUCAUCUGAGAAUAAAGAAAAUGUAAUCAAUGGAUUUCCUUCACAAGUGUCAUCUAAUUUCACUCCUCGUCAAACAA